GGCCGGGACCGAGCUCCCCGCGCCCCCCCGGAGGCCAGCCGCGGCCGGAGGGCGGAGCGGGACUCGGCCCCUCCGCCCAGCAGCUCCGCGCACCCGGCGGCGGUGGCGGCGUGGGAUCGGGCGCCCGUGCAGCCUCCGAGUCGAUGGCCGGCAGCGACGCGAACGACCAGGGUCCCGCGCGGAGGGGCGGCGCGGCGAGGCGUCCGGGGGCCCCCGGAGGGCGGGGAAGCGAGGCUGCCGCCAGCUGCCAGGAGCCGCUGUCCACUGCUGAAGCGCCGGCCGAGGGCGCCGCGCUGCCCGCUUGGAUGCGCCUCUACUUCUACGGGAUGCACGGGGUCACCCUGGACGUGCUCCUGUCCGCGGCGCGGCGCUUCGCUCGCCGCCCAGACCUCCGGAUGCUGGGCUUCUCCUCGCCCUACCGCUGCCUCCUGCACUCGCUCACCCACUUGGCCCUGGAGAAAGUCUACUUGCAGCAGCGGCGCUGCCCCAGCGCCUUCGUCUUCAAUUUCCUCCUCUACCCCUCGGCCCACGUGGGGCUGCAGACCCUGGCUGGCGCGCUGCUCCGCCGGGUCGGCGGGCCGGGGGGCGCAGCGGCGCCGGGAGCGCUGGACUUGGCCGUGCAGUACGUGCUGGCUCUGUAUCACUGCCAAGUGUUCCUGAAGCGCUUCCUGCGCUUGCGGUACCAGCGGCGGCAACAGCUGCGGGGCGCGCCCCUCGCCCCUGCCGGCGCCCGGGCCCCAGCGACAGCCGGUGGUCGGCGGCGGCGACCUCGCGGUCCCAGGGGCGCCGGGAGAGCCCCCAACCAGGGGCUGCCGGGCCCGCUCCGCUUCCUUUUCUUCGGAAUGCACGGCUUUUUGGAUGAGAUCUUCUUCACCUUCUUCUUUAACCUGCUGGGGCCCGGGGACGGGACGAGCAGCGGCCACACGUCGCUCUGGUCCUUCUUUAUGUACGGCAGCUGUAGUUUUGCGGUGGAAAAGCUCUAUUUCCACCUCCACUACAGUCGGGGCUGGGGCGCCUGGAAGCGAGUACCCUUCUACGUGAUCUUCAUCUACGCGUGGGAGUUGUCCUGGGGCCUGGGACUCCGCACUUGGGGAGCCUGUUCCUGGGACUAUUCUCACUAUCCGCUCAAUUUCAUGGGCCUUAUCACGCUGAUGUAUUUACCUGGUUGGAUAUUCCUUAGUGUGUACCAGGACCUACUUUCCAACGUGUUGUGGCGGGUGCAAUACGUACCUACUAACUAAGACCAAAAAAAAAGGGCACUGGAUUGUCAUGAAUGAAGGCGAUUUAUUUUUACACAAUAAAACGGAGGGUUUUUUUUUUUUUUUUUUUUAGCCUUUUAAUUUUUAUACCUUUUACUAAACUUUUCCAACCUGUUUUAUUCGACAUUUUAGUUUUUCUAUUGGGAACGUAUGCAUAAUACUCUAAUACUUUGAAAUAUUGCUGGAAAUGUAACUCAAAGUACUUAACUCAUCAAUAUUUUAAAACCCUCACUAGUCCAAACAGCAAACCAUCAUACCUUAACAUCAGAAAGCUGUAGUAUUCACUUAUUUGCACUUAUUUGACGUAGGUGGGUGAUAGUUACUAAUUUUUUUUUAUUUUUUAAGUAAGGUAGUUCUUCAACUCAGAGACCAGUGAUUUUUACAAGAUUCGGGGAAGUUUUCUGAUUUAAUGAUUUGUUUACUUUCCUUUUAAUCCAAUGUCAUUUUAAUUUCCGGCCAUGUUUACCAGUGACUGCUGAAAUCCAGUGUCUUGUACUCCUGAAACUACAAUUAAUAGCUUUUAAAGUGCCUCUGUAUAGCACACAAAUGAAAAGAAGCUGACAAAUUUGAAAAGACACCCUAUGAAUCGAUUUUUAGAUAAGAAAUCUUUUCUAGCAACUCAGACAGGUAACACUGUGUUAAGAAACGACCUCCUUCCUGGAAAUGAUUGCUUUCCAAUGUGGAUUAACCUUAAACGCCAAAUGUGUUAACUUUAA
Messenger RNA from Cervus elaphus (red deer), 1975 nucleotides. RefSeq names its product transmembrane protein 229A (gene TMEM229A). Lineage: Eukaryota; Metazoa; Chordata; Mammalia; Artiodactyla; Cervidae. The record is from RefSeq and is a predicted model, not a curated record. Bases 144 to 1241 code for a protein of 365 amino acids. The transcript has a single exon.